AUGGACUUCGAGAAGAGCAUACAAGAAUACGACAUUGGCAGCGUGUUUGUCAAGGCUGUUUGGAUUGGUCCAACAAGGGAGAGAAUAUCUGGGAGUCGUUUUGUGAGGUUGCAGAAGUCGGAAUUGAGUGUCAGCCUGUUGAUGUCCAUGGACAUUCAAGACAUCCCCGGUGUGGAAUUUGGAGUUGCGGCGUUCGUGGAUAGCGCGCUUUCGGGAGCAAUAUCAGGAGAGCUUGUUCAGAUAUCGCUCUUGCAGGUCAACGACAGUAAAUCGGGGGUUGGUGAUGUGCAACUCGCGCUGAUGGAGCAAUGCACCGCAGCAUCAGGUGACAUAACUGCAAUGAGCCUCUGCCGAAUGGCUUUGCCAAGCAUUGGUCACUUUGCCCUGCGUGGCUGCAUCGACGACAGUGAUGGAAAAGUGUGUGCCACCAUCGAAUUGGGAAAGAACUUCUCGGAAUGGAUCGAACGGCCCUUGGCGUCGCAUCCGAACCUUCGAAUUGUCGCUCAGGGACAGGACCAGGAUAUCUUCACUGCUGUGGGGCAAUUCGGAAAGGAAUUUGAAGUUUUCGUGGACGUGCCCUUCCACAAUACCACGUUCUUGGUUCUGUUUGGGAACACUCUGAAGAGAGAGAAAAUGGUGAUGCGCUUCCCGGAUCCUGGGGUACACAAAAUGGCAGUUCCACUGGGACGAGAGUGCCUGGGAGGGUGCAGUGUCAAAGUGCUCAUGGCCAUCCCGAGACAAACAUCGCUGGGCCUGGAUGUUCCAACCUCUGUGGGCUUCGAUCCUCUUGGGACCCAUUGGGUUGACAGACGUUUCAACAUUCGCAUCCCCGAAGUGUCACGAGAACUGACGGUAAAUGUAACAAUUGCUCCUCCGAAUCCAUCAGAAUCCCCUCGUGAGGAAGAUGAGCUUGUCGCAAUCUCGCCCGGAGAGAAUGCCACUGUGCAAGUACUUGUUGCGAAAUGCCAGGGAGAUCCAAAUGCAGGGACCAGCUUUUCCUGCAACGAGAGAGAGCCCGCAGCAAACGCAAAGGUUUUGGUGAUUGCGGUGGACAAGGCGCUUCUGCAACUGAUGCCCAACGCUCUUGUGAACCUAUCUUCUACGCUGUCAACCGAUCUCUUUUCGUCCGUAGAAACCUCGCGCUUGUGGCCAUCUGGUGUGCUUCCGAAGGACGCCUACGCGAGAGCCGUCGAUAUUGUGCUUAGGCGCCUGGAAAUCGAUCCAUGGUUGAACGAGGUGUUUGAUGUGGAUUCUUUGGGCGGCACAUUUGACAUGCCAGAUCAGCACCUCUUGGAAAUAAAUGCCGAUUCCCUUACCGUCCCGCCUCCUGGAUUGCCAUACGGACUGGCUCUGUUGGGCCGAGUCAUGAACCAGCCGCAGCCAGCCAGUGGUCCAUCUGCUGGCCCAUCUCUUCGAGUUCGGGCAGCAUCCGAGUCGGAUCCGGCAGUGCGACUGGAGAAUCAAUUCCAGACGACUCCUUUGUUCGAGCUCAUUUCUACGGAAGCGGAUGGCAUGGGACGUGUCAACUUUACGGCACCCCCAAAUCUUGGCACUUUCGUGGUGCGCGCCUACGCUGUGACAGACAAAGCCCAGCAUGGUGGGGGCGAGGCGGAAGUCAUCGUGCGGCUGCCGCUGUCUCUAACGCCGUCCGUUCCACGCAUCGUACGAGUCGGGGAUGAAUUCGAAGCCGGCAUGAUUGUGUCGCUCUUCGGCACAAGGGGAAAGCCCUCCCCUGUGGUGGCGACACUGUUCGCCGACCCUGGAGCUUCAAAGGCUCUUGAAUUUUUGUCAGAUAAUGGCACCGUCCUACCCGCAGAUUCCGCAUCGGGCGCUGAAGGAGUGGGUUCCUGCGAUCCAGGGUCCCUGAGCUGCUUGGCGCCCGUCACAGCAAAAACGUUGCUCACCGACGAAGACGGGCAAGUGGAGGUGCGGUUUCUGUUUUCCGCCGUGCAGCUCGGAGAAACGAACCUGACGAUUCGGGCAGACAGCGGAGGAAACAGCGACGCUCUGCAGAUUUCAAUACCCGUUCUGGCGCAACAGGAGGAGGUGCAACUGGCCACUUCAUUCACCAUUCGCUCUGACAAGUGGGAAGAACGAUCAGAAGAAGGCCUGAAAAUACCGGAUGCUGUGCCUGGAACCGGAACGCUAGGAGUCGCGGCCGGCGUAGGGAGAUUGCCAUCUGUUCUGGACCUGAGCACCAGAAUACUGGAGACAAGGACAAUGGUCCCUUACGGAUCAUGGGCUCUGGCCAACGUCACCAUCCCAGCUGUUUUGAGGCUGUACGGUUUGGAACAGCAGAGAACACCUAGUGGCCGAGACAUAUUUUCAAGAGCCAUUUCUGCGUUCGAAGAAGCCACCUUGAACCUCGAGAUAAGCAAUCUGACAUCUGAAAUCUGGGGCCUUCAGUGGGUCAAACCUCGAUUUUCCGAACCGAGCAGAGUGGACACAAGCCUUAAUGCUGAUGCCAUCUGGACAGCUAACCGUGUUGUGGGACUGCUCAACGGAGAAGUUAGGGAGCUCAAUUCCGGAAUCAAACGCCUGACAAAGUUGGCAAAUGUCUGGAGCUCAGUGCUGGAGCGACAGAUCGUCGAGGACGCACGGUCUCUGUCAAAACUGGGAUCUAAAAUAGAUCUCGCUACACUUGCAUGGACCAGACUCACCCUCGGCGCAGAUUGGUCGCCUCCACGAUGCCCAAGCCAGGACAGCUCGUUCUGCGCAGAGGCCACUGUCAUCGAGCACCUCUCCAUCGAGCGACUGAGCAGAAACAUACGCAACAUGUCGGUAGAAGCCAGGGCCCACCUCGCACUGACCUGGCUGGAGGCUGACAAGCCUGGUCACGCCGACGUUGCGGCAGUUGUGGAUUCGUUCCUUUCAGACAUGCGUGUUGCGGGACGCACGGCGUACGUUUCUGCACGGCCAGGGGAGGCACAGCCUGCAGGUCUGCAAAGCCAGGCGCUUGCCUUGCUGGUGUUUGUGGAAUCCAACAGCUCAACACAACUGGUCGAGAAGCUUGCCAAUUACGUGGGACGGGGAGGACUGUCCAACGGUGGAUUUUCUGACUCGGCAAUGGCGAUGAUCGCAUCUCUGCAUGCUCUCUCACAGUACGACCUGUCAAGUGGCAGCAUUGAUCCAAACGUGGCGCUCAACGUAUCCAGCGGGUCAAUCGCCAUUUUGCAGGCUUUGUUCGACGAUCCGAGUGACCCCAUCGCGGAAUCCUCGACCCCUUUUUCUGCCCUUGAAAGCCCGCCUCCCCCUCUCUUGUUCGAGACUCAAGGCACGGGCGAAGUCACGAUUGUGGCCUCACUGGAGUUCGUCCCCUCCCAACUUCUACCGUUUCCCACAUACAGAGGGAUAUUUGUGGAGAGGAUUGUACAGAAGGCUGGGCCAGACAAUGCCCCUUCCAGCGGACCUCUGGCGCGGGUGCCCCUGGCAACCCCAUUAGUCAUCACGUUGCAGAUAACCACGCCUGAUUCCCUGGGGCCUGUCGUGGUGCGGUCCCUCAUGCCUGGUGGACUGGAGCCCAUCGAUCCACUGGUUGACCCUGGUGCUGCUACAGAGUGCACUGCAGACAGAUUGGGAAUUUCAUAUCGGCACUGGUUUUAUCCACUGUGCCCUUUACAGGAGACACGGCCAUCUCAGGUCACAUUCAACUACCGCUACCUUCGCGCUGGAACACACGCCAUAUCGUUUCAGGCCAUUGCGUCAUCGGUUGGCAAAUGGAUGUUGCCGCCAGUGCAGGCUUAUGACGAGCAGCAGCCUGAAGUCAUGGGGAUGUCCGCUGCUGGCGACUUGUUUGAGGUCUGCGAUCCAAGUGGCGGUGACGAGUGCAGUGAGAUUGGGGCAGAUGGGGUUCGAGCUCCGUCAGAGCCUCCGAAGCCCUGUCCCGGCAACUGCAAUGGUCUCGGCCUGUGCGACCUCUCCACAGGGAAGUGCUUAUGCGACAGCGGGUUCUCUGGAGAAGACUGUGGAUCAUUCGCUGAGCAGCGUUAG
Messenger RNA from Ostreobium quekettii, 3990 nucleotides. The record is from the annotation of a GenBank genome assembly. Lineage: Eukaryota; Viridiplantae; Chlorophyta; Ulvophyceae; Bryopsidales; Ostreobiaceae.